CUGUCUCUAAACUGUCAAUUUCACAAUGCUUACAAUAUUUUUUAUUUAUGGUUGGUUUGCUUGUUUUACAGCACUCUUGUGUUCAUUUAUUGGAUUUAUAUUUGUAAAUGAAUCUGAACCUGUUAUCUCAGAAGCGAAGUUAAUUGUAGUAUAAUACAGAAUCCGCCGCUGCGUGCAUACAUUUCGUCAUGGCCGAUCAGAUUGAUGAGUACUUCGACACCGCCCUAGAAUUGGUUAAAGCCUGUGGAAACCUUAUAAAGGAUCAUGUGUCCGGAUGUAAUAAGUUCGAGUUGAAGUCUUGCGAUAUCGAUUUCGUCACAGAAAUAGACAAGAAGGUCGAAGACACGUUAAUCGGCGGAUUAUCGAAAAAGUUUCCAACGCACAAGUUUAUUGGCGAGGAAACUGUGUCAGCUGGUGCCAAAUGUGAACUUACUGAUGAUCCGACGUGGGUUAUAGACCCCGUCGAUGGGACUAUGAAUUUCGUUCAUGGUUUCCCUCACAGCUGCAUAUCCGUCGGGUUUGUUAUCAAUAAAGAACCUGUUGCGGGUAUAAUCUACAAUCCCAUAUUACAACAGCUUUUUACGGCGAAAAAAGGUAAAGGCGCAUUUUUGAAUGAAAGGCAAAUAUAUGUGUCUGAAGUAAAGGAGCUGAAGAAUGCAUUGAUUAAUUUUGAAGCAGGAACAAGUAGGGAUGAGGAGAGAUGUAAGGUUGUUCGAGAGAAUUUCAAGAGAAUCACCACUACUGGUCAUGGAGUGAGGACAUUAGGAUCUGCCGCUUUGAGUAUGGCUAUGGUGGCACUAGGCGGGGCUGAUGCUUACUUUGAAUUUGGAAUACAUGCUUGGGACAUUGCUGCGGGUGCUAUUAUUGUCAGAGAGGCUGGCGGUGUUUGCAUAGACCCGGCAGGUGGGGCUUUUGAUCUCCUUUCUCGUAGGGUGCUCUGUGCUGGCACUAUGGAGUUGGCGCAGGAGCUGGCCAAAACAUUGGCACAAUAUUAUCCAGAAAGAGAUUAAUUUAUUAUUAUCUUAAAUUUGUACCUGUUAUUAUGUGACGAAGUUUGUAUUUAUUUAAUUUGAUAAUUUACUAUUAUCAAUGUAAUAUUUUGCUUUAUUAAAAAAAAUAUUAUUCCCAGUUUAAUUGUAAUUAUGAUGUUUGUCAAUACAUAGUUCAUAUGUAGAACUUGAGAGGUUGUUUUCAAAAAUGUCUAUUUUUAGACUGUAGAAAAUAAUUGAAAAACUUUGUUAAAUAGAAAGUAAAUUGUUAGAUCAAGAGUUUACAGUGUGUUAAAAUCCUUAUUACCUCAACUGUUAUAUUACUAAUUUACAUGAAUUGAAUAUUGGCUUCCAGAGGAAAACAUGAAAUUAUGACCUUGGGAAUAAUGGAAAAUAAUGCAUUAUUCCUAUCAAGAUAACUGAUGUUGUUAUGUAAAUUUCCUUCUAGGUAAGAACACUGAUUUAUGUACUCUAGAUAAGGCAAUGUGAUUUAGUAAUGGUACUUAAUAUGAUGCAAUCUUUUUCCUACCACUCAGCAGAUAUUCCUACGAAAAACACAUACUGAAGUACAUGUUUUGUAGAAAUAUCUGCUGAGUAUAAUCUGCAGAGUUAUGUUAUUGAAAAUAAUAUUCUGACAAGGAAUAUAUUUUUCGGUAAUUUCAUAUUUAUUACUAUGAUCUCAAAUAAUUACAUUAGCUUAAUGAUCAGUUUGUUAGUCGGUUAGUAAUCUAAAACUUGAAAUGCCACUGUAAUUUGAAUGAUAAGAGUUGUUACCAAAUAUACUUCUAUGACGUACUUAGUACCUAGAGUAUAAAUAAAAGAGAAACCAAUAUU
Messenger RNA from Plodia interpunctella (Indianmeal moth), 1823 nucleotides. RefSeq lists its product as uncharacterized. Gene Ontology annotation, molecular function: inositol monophosphate 1-phosphatase activity. Bases 189 to 1010 code for a protein of 273 amino acids. Lineage: Eukaryota; Metazoa; Arthropoda; Insecta; Lepidoptera; Pyralidae. The record is from RefSeq and is a predicted model, not a curated record. The transcript has a single exon. Gene Ontology annotation, biological process: inositol metabolic process; phosphatidylinositol phosphate biosynthetic process; signal transduction.